AUGCCUAUACAUAAACAUCGUACCGACGUUUUGCGUCUCGCUUUCGCUCCAGGGAUGUCCAGGAUGCGCAUGUGUCGGAUUGUAUGCUGCGGACACGCUCACAUAGGUCGGCGGGACAGAUUCGCGCCGGAGGGCUCUUUAUGGGAAUUUGGCUGCAUAUUUUUCAUCUAUUUCACGUCCAGUCGCGGAUGAAUUCACAUCGAUUGCGCGGAGCGCCUCCGGAUUUUUGGCUGUCGCGUAGAGUUCGUGUGUUACGGAGUUUGUUGUCGGUCACCCGAGGGUCGCACCCACUUGUGUGAUUGAUUGGAUCUCGCGAUCGUGAUCCCGGGUUGCUAUAUCUUGGAAGAGAAGAUCAACCACGUGACUGUACUUGUGGUGGUGACGGGAUUGUAGAACUGUAAACCGGUAGACUCCCCGGGGCAAAGUGUGUUGUUGAAAGUUUGGUGUGAGGCGCGGUGUUUUUGUUUUGAGUUGCCCGCUGGUGAAUUAUGCAAGCCGCUGGCGAAGGUUCCGUUUGGUCUGCUUGUAAACACUAAGGCACUGAAACACGCGGAAGAGUGCUCUACAGUUACGAGUGUGGAGUUGAAAGCUAGCCGAAAGAGCCUUGGUCCAGUUUCCUCGUCGGAACCCCGGAGAGGAGUUUUUUUUUGUUAGUGUAACGUGAAUAGCCAAACUGUUUUAUGAAACUACCGGGUGAACGCAUUGCUAAGGUGAUGAAUCUCGAAGAGCCAGCUUUCGCAGAUAACUACAUACAGGAGUUUGUGCUGGAACACCUGGAGGAUACCAAUGUGAAGCGGGAGGACACCAGCCCUACGGCAGCGAAUGCCAAGAUCUGGACGGCCGCAACCGAGGAAAAUGGCUUUAUCCCGAUUCGGCUUAAGGCCAACGGAGCCACCUGGCACGUGGAGGAGCGAAAGGUCAACUCGAUCACUCCGACGUCGGACUUCUAUCCGCACCCGACCCACGGUCAACCGGUUCUCCUUAACCCUCCGAUCGCCGGUGUUCCCUCGACCCCUCCCGAGACUCCCCCAGUGGUUGGAUCUCCCAACCAUCCAAACUCGGCCUCCUAUCCCUACUACGGCAAUCGUAUCCAGCCCGAUCAGAUGGAAAGCAUGAUGAUCGUCCCGCAGACGAUGCGCAUGGAACAACCCCUGGACCUGCGACCUUCGCACCAAUUCUCGAUUGCGACCGAGGGCGAAUGGCUGGAACGCAAGGAGUACCUUCAGGGCCACGCCUCGGCCAACGGAUUCUCCCACCACCACCACCAUGGUCAGCUAGAACACCUAAACCCAAUCCACGGCGGAUCCCACCAUCAUCUCCAUCUGCACGGCCAUCCCAACCGGCCCCACUCGGUCAGUUCCGCCGGGUCGCUUGCAUCGCCACGCCACGGAACCAGCGCCGGAAGCUGCUACACCAGCAGCAACAGCAGUGAUGGCGUCCUCAACGACGAAAUGCUCAUGUCCCUGUCCGUACGGGAACUCAACAAGCGACUGCACGGCUGCCCACGUGACCAGGUCGUGCGCCUCAAGCAAAAGAGACGAACUCUGAAAAACCGCGGAUACGCCCAAAACUGUCGCUCCAAGAGACUCCAGCAACGCCACGACCUGGAGAUCACCAACCGCCAACUCCAGAGCGAAAUGCACCACAUGAAGAUGGAGAUCGCCCUCAUCAAGCAGGAACGGGACGAGCUCAAGCUCAAACUACGCGACCAAGCGGCCAUCCUGCAGUCCCAGCACCACCCGGGCCAGCAUCAGUCCCAACAACCCCAACCUCGCCAGUCCGGCAACGGAACAUCCAAGCAGCAGCUCAUCAACGACAGCACCAGCUCGCCCGAGUACUACGUAUGACGCCAGAUUGGGGGCCAACAACCGUGGAUCGGACGUUACGCUUCCUAAUCAGCAGCAGCAGCACCGGCUGUCGAAACGCUGAACAACGACGUGUGUGUACAUAAAAAGACUGGAUCUGUGCGGGCGCAAUGUUAUGACAGACGCUACUUAUACGAAGUUCGUAAUUUCACUCAAGGAUUAAUCGUGACCAGACAAAACUCUAAAUUGUGAACAAACUAGCACUCUGUUAGGGCUUUAGUUGAAGCAACUUCAUUUGUUAACACUUUCAUUUCUGCAAUGGAAAAGAUUUAUUAAACUCUAUGAUCGUUUUA
Messenger RNA from Culex pipiens pallens (northern house mosquito), 2158 nucleotides. It is a transcript of the gene tj, whose product is annotated as transcription factor MafB. Lineage: Eukaryota; Metazoa; Arthropoda; Insecta; Diptera; Culicidae. The coding region runs from base 681 to 1847 and encodes 388 amino acids. Gene Ontology annotation, biological process: regulation of transcription by RNA polymerase II. The transcript has a single exon. Gene Ontology annotation, cellular component: nucleus. Gene Ontology annotation, molecular function: DNA-binding transcription factor activity, RNA polymerase II-specific; RNA polymerase II cis-regulatory region sequence-specific DNA binding. The record is from RefSeq and is a predicted model, not a curated record.